AUGCACAGGAAACACCUCCAGGAAAUACCAGACCAGAGUAGCAACGUUACCACGAACUUCACGUGGGGAUGGGACUCAAACAAGACUUCUGAACUGCUCUCAGGCAUGGGGGUCUCUGCCCUGGAAAAGGAGGAGGUGGACAGUGAGAAUAUCCCCCAGGAACUGCUCUCGAGCCUGAGUCAGCCUCAGAGUCCCCCACGAAAGCGGCUGAAAGGGAAAGGGAAUGACAAGGAAUUUGUGAUUGUUCGAAGAACCAAGUUAAAUCGAGAGAACUAUUCAGGUGUUUCGUGGGACACCCUCCUUGAUGAGCUUCUCCUGGGCAUCUUCUCGUAUCUGUGUCUCCCCGAGCUCCUGAAAGCCUCCUGCGUGUGUAAGACAUGGUACCGCCUCGCGAGUGAUGAGUCUCUGUGGCAGACCUUGGACCUCACAGGUAAAAAUCUGCAGCCAGCCGUGAUAGUCCACCUGCUAUCUCGAGGAGUGAUUGCCUUCCGCUGCCCACGGUCUUUUAUGGACCCACCUUUAGUUGAAUAUUGCAGUGCCUUUCGCGUUCAGCACAUGGACCUGUCGAACUCUGUAAUAGACGUGUCCACCCUCCACUGCAUUCUGUUUCAGUGCUCCAAGCUACAGAAUCUCAGUCUGGAAGGCCUAAAGCUUUCGGAUCCCCUUGUCAAUAAUCUUGCACAGAACUCAGAUUUAGUGCGGCUAAACCUUUGCGGGUGCUCUGGAUUCUCCGAAUCGGCCUUGAAAGUUUUGCUCAGCGGCUGCUCCAGGUUGAAUGAACUGAAUCUCUCCUGGUGCUUGGACUUCAGUGAGCAGCAUGUGCAGGUGGCCGUGGCCCACGUAUCAGAGACCAUCACCCAGCUAAAUCUUAGCGGCUACCGAAAAAAUCUACAGAAGUCAGAUGUCUCUACCCUCAUUAGAAGAUGCCCCAAUCUUGUCCACCUCGAUUUAAGUGACAGUGUCUUGCUAAAGAAUGACUGCCUCCAGGAAUUUCACCAGCUCAGCUUUCUCCAACACCUGGCACUCAGUCGGUGCUAUGACAUAAUACCCGAAAACUUACUUGAACUUGGAGAAAUUCCCACAUUAAAAACACUUCAGGUUUUUGGAAUUGUUUCUGACGGGAUCCUUCAAGUGUUAAAGGACGCGCUUCCUCAUCUACAGAUUAAUUCUUCCCACUUCAGCCCCAUUGCCAGGCCCACUAUUUGCAGCACCAAGAACCAGGAGAUAUGGGGCAUCAAAUGUCGGCUAUCGCUGCAUACGUCCAGUUGUCCGUGA
Elephantulus edwardii (Cape elephant shrew) is the source of this 1275-nucleotide messenger RNA. It is a transcript of the gene SKP2, whose product is annotated as S-phase kinase-associated protein 2, E3 ubiquitin protein ligase. Bases 1 to 1275 code for a protein of 424 amino acids. Lineage: Eukaryota; Metazoa; Chordata; Mammalia; Macroscelidea; Macroscelididae. The transcript has 10 exons. Gene Ontology annotation, molecular function: protein binding. The record is from RefSeq and is a predicted model, not a curated record.